This is a messenger RNA of Carassius carassius (crucian carp), 1854 nucleotides long. Its product is annotated as piggyBac transposable element-derived protein 3-like. The transcript has a single exon. Lineage: Eukaryota; Metazoa; Chordata; Actinopteri; Cypriniformes; Cyprinidae. The record is from RefSeq and is a predicted model, not a curated record. Bases 1 to 1854 code for a protein of 617 amino acids.
AUGGAUACUAAAUCAUUUUAUGGUUCAAGGCCACGAAAUUUUCUGGCCCUUGUACCAGAAGAUCCUCAAGACUCUGAGGCUGAUCUGAGUGAUAAUGAUGAUGACAUAGGGGAUCCUGAGUAUCUGCCCAAACAAGCAGAAAUGAUUAGGGAUUUUUCCACUGAAUCGGAUGAGGAGGAGAUGCCCUCAACAAGCACAUCUGCUAAGAGGAAGAUAAAAGGGAAAAACACCCUAAAAACAGUCAUGGAAGAGCUGGAUGUGGCUCUUAUGUCACCCCCAGUCACAAAGAAGAAGAAAAUGGCUGAAAAGAAAGAUAAAGAAGCCAGGAGAAUCUGGAAGCAUGUCGAUAUUGAGGAAUUCCAGGUUCCUGAUCCAAGUUUUGCACCCCCUGAUGCUGUCAAGACACCCUUCCAAUACUUCAAAGGGAUCUUCACUGAUGAGAUGAUUCAACAUAUUGCUCAUCAAACAAAUCUCUACUCUGCCCAGGAGUUGGGGGAUCCGAUCAAGACUAACCCUGGUGAGAUUGAAGAUUUCCUUGCUAUGCUACUUUUGAUGGGUGUUUUUGACUUCCCAGCCAUGGAGGACUACUGGCACCCUGCAUCACGCUUCAACGUGAUUGCUGAUAUCAUGCCGCAGAGGAGAUUCAAGCAAUUACGUCGCUACAUUCACUUCAAUGAUAAUCAGCAGUGUGAUGGGAGCCCUGACCGAUUUUACAAAAUCCGACCCCUUUUUGAGAUGCUUCGUAAGCAAUGUCUCCUCAUCCCAUCCACCUACAAGCACAGUGUGGAUGAAGUCAUGGUGUCUUAUAAAGGCACAAGGGCUGGCAAUCUCCGCCAAUACAUUGCCAAUAAACCUGACAAGUGGGGCUUUAAAGUGUUCUGUCGUGCCAGUUCAUCUGGCAUUAUCCAUGACCUACUGCUCUAUCAAGGGCCGUCCACCUUCUUCAAUGUUGAUCUAAGUGAGGAAGAACAGGAGCUACUUCUAGGCAGCAAAGUGGUGACAACAUUAUGCAAAACCAUAACACAGCCACGGCUUUCAGUUGUCUUCUUUGACAAUUACUUCACUAGUUUCGACCUGAUCCUGAGCCUGUACGCAAAUCUGGGCAUCAAGUGCAUCGGCACAGCCCGAUCAAACCGCAUCGGUGGAGCUCACCUGAUAGAAGACAAAGAGCUGAUGGAGAGAGGACGUGGAGCUCUUGACUAUAAGUCUGCUGAAGGAGUACUCGCAGUCAAAUGGUAUGACAAUAAAUGUGUUACCCUCCUGAGCAAUGCCUGUGGGAUCAUGCCCCUUACAAGUGUCCAACGGUGGAGCAAAGAUGAGAAAGCGAAGAUUGCUGUCCCAUGCCCUUCACUCAUUGCUGCCUACAAUCAGCAUAUGGGUGGCAUUGAUCUUUCUGACAUGCAGGUUCACCUGUACAAGACCCCUGCCAAGUCACGACGCUGGUACUUCCCCCUGUUUGGAUAUGUCCUUGACCUGUCCAUCUCCAAUGCCUGGCUGGUCUACAAUAGAGACUGUGGCCUACUGAAGGAAAAACCAAUGCCUCUCAAAAGAUUUCGCCUGGCUGUGGCUCACAGUUUGAAACAAGUCAACAAGGCAGCACCCAGAGUUGGCAGACCAUCAUCUGCCUCUGCACCACAAAUGUCCUGUGAGAAGAAGUGCCUCCCCCCAAGACCCCCCAAACCACAACCAGAUGUACGCUACGACAACUAUGGACAUUUGCCACUUCAUACUGACAACCGGGGGCGGUGCUGCCUCUGCCCAAAGGGUGUGUCAAGAUGGAAAUGUGGGAAGUGCAAUGUUUUCCUGUGCUUGAUCGGAGAGAGGGAAUGCUUCGCAGCAUACCAUCAAAAAUAA